AUGACAUGUGACAGCUGCGUCAAGGCCGUUUCAGAUUCCCUCUACCAGCUGCAAGGCAUCACCAAGGUCGACGCCAAUCUCAAAGACCAGCUCGUUUCGGUAGAAGGCACAGCCGCCCCCUCGGCCAUCGUAGACGCGAUCCAGGCGACAGGAAGGGACGCCAUCCUUCGAGGAUCAGGCGCAUCAAACAGUGCGGCUGUCAGUAUCCUUGAGUCUUUCUACCAGCCGAGUGAAGUCUCUUCUACAGAGACUCCCGAUGACGGUCGCAAGCGCGAGGUCCGGGGCCUCGCCAGGAUGGUCCAGGUCUCACCCACAACAACGCUGAUCGACCUGACGGUGCGCGGUGUCACACCCGGCACGUACCAAGCGACCAUUCGGUCGUCCGGGGACCUUCACGAUGGCGCCGCCUCCACCGGUGGCAUCUGGACGGAGGGCGAGAAAGAGGGCUCGCCCAAGGGCGAACUGGGCAGCUUCACUGUCGACAAGAACGGCAAAGCAAGCGCGUUCCUGAACCACCCUUUCCAGAUUUGGGAGAUUAUCGGUCGUGCCAUGGUCGUCUCCAAGCAGGAUGACGCUGCCGCGCCGUUGAAGAACGAUGCGGAUACGCUUGUUGGUGUGGUUGCGAGGAGCGCCGGCAUGUGGGAUAAUGACAAGACGGUUUGCUCGUGCACGGGCAAGACGUUGUGGGAGGAGAGGCAGGAUGAAGUCAAGAAGGGGAUGCUCUGA
Messenger RNA from Verticillium alfalfae VaMs.102, 726 nucleotides. Its product is annotated as superoxide dismutase 1 copper chaperone. The record is from RefSeq and is a predicted model, not a curated record. Lineage: Eukaryota; Fungi; Ascomycota; Sordariomycetes; Glomerellales; Plectosphaerellaceae. Gene Ontology annotation, cellular component: cytoplasm. The transcript is spliced from 3 exons. Gene Ontology annotation, biological process: removal of superoxide radicals. Gene Ontology annotation, molecular function: copper ion binding; superoxide dismutase copper chaperone activity. The coding region runs from base 1 to 726 and encodes 241 amino acids.